Molecule: messenger RNA, 687 nt
Organism: Morchella importuna
Lineage: Eukaryota; Fungi; Ascomycota; Pezizomycetes; Pezizales; Morchellaceae
Exons: 3
Coding region: 1-687 (228 amino acids)
Cellular component (GO): mitochondrion
Molecular function (GO): acetylpyruvate hydrolase activity
Source: RefSeq, a predicted model, not a curated record
AUGUCACUCACCCGCACCCUUCUCCGCACCCCGCACACAAUAGCCUGCAUCGGCCGCAACUACGCCGACCACAUCAAAGAGCUCAACAACACCACCCCCAGCGUCCCAUUCUUCUUCCUCAAGCCCCCCGGCACCCUUCUACACCCCAACGCCGGGCCCGUGCUGUGCCCGCGCGGCGUGGACCUGCACUACGAGGUUGAGCUAGCCGCCGUCAUUGGCCGCGAGGCUGACGACCUGACUGCUGAGAAUGCGUUGGACGCCGUGAAGGGGUGGUGUGUGGGGAUUGAUAUGACGGCGCGGAACUACCAAGAAACCGCCAAAUCCAAGCGCCUCCCCUGGACGCUCUGCAAAGGCUUCAAGACCUUCCUCCCCGUCUCGGGGUUCAUCCCAAAGUCACUCAUCCCCAACGCGCAGGACGCAGAGCUGUACUUGAGCGUGAACGGGGAGGUGCGGCAGCAGGACAGCACGGCGCUGAUGCUGUUCGGCGUGCCAAAGCUGCUGCAGCACGUCACGGGCGUGACGACGCUGUAUGAGGACGACCUUGUGCUCACGGGGACGCCGAAGGGUGUUGGUAAAGUGGUGGCCGGCGAUGUGAUGCGUGCGGGGAUAAGGGUUGGUGGCAGGGAUAUUGAGGAGGGGAGGAUAGAGGUUCGGGUGGAGGAUCGGGUGGGGGGGUUUGGGGCGUAG